UCAUGCUGCUGCCAGGUCCAGAGUCUCUCAUGGGUCCCUGUACGGGCCUCCCAUUGCUGCUGUCUCCAUCGCCACACCUCUGCCAUGUGCCACUUUCAGGUCGCUCCUCACACUUCCUGCUGGUUUCCAUUUUGUCAUAGGUUGCUGGCAGAUUACAGGCCUCCCAUAGGUGCAUGCCAGGCCCCAAAUCUGCCAUCGGCCCCCGUACCGCCUCGUCACGCUGUGGCUGGGUCCACAGUGUGGACAUGGGUUGCUGUAUGGCCUCCCAUUGCUGCUGCCUCCACCGCCACACUGUGGCUCCAAACACUGGUUUUUGGCCCCGUUUAGACUG
Molecule: messenger RNA, 331 nt
Organism: Staurois parvus
Lineage: Eukaryota; Metazoa; Chordata; Amphibia; Anura; Ranidae
Source: the annotation of a GenBank genome assembly